AUGGCUGAACCACCAGACAGGCCCAGAUCUCGGGCACUCAAGCUCACAGACGGCUUCGCCGCACCCACCCCCACAGACGGUGCUUCCAGUGCCAGAACACCCGCUUCGACGGAAGUGGGCACAGGCAGUGCCAGACAGGCGCUGCUACAGUCCGUCACUUCCGAGAACGCGGAAUUGAAGGCAGAAAUCGCAGCCCUUCGUCAGCAGAAUGCUGACUUGGCAGAGACUUUGCUCAAGCAGGAGCAGAAGAUCAACAGGCUGGAGGAUCCGCCGCCAACCGUGAUAACAUGGUUGGACGCGACGAUUCGAGACAAGUUCUCAAAUCUCAACGAACUCACGGCAGAUGUCGAGAAGUUCAGAGGCCGCGUAGAUGCCUCUUCCAUUGAGUUGCAGGCCGAGCGGGAUGCAUUCAACAAAGAUCGUCAAGCAUUUGACGAUCUUGUGAAAAUUGCCAGCAAUGUCGCUCUUUCGAAUGGCAUUGAUAUCAAACCGGCAGCUGAACGCCCCAACGCUUCAGCAAGCGAAGCGUUGGAGGCAGAGGUGUCGCGCAUGGUUGCGCUAUGUCUCAAAGACCAUGCAGUCAUCCAAGAGGCUGCAGAGGUGAUGAAGGCCAGAGAUCUAGCUCAAUGCAAGUUAGAUGCUGAACAUAACCACGCCAAGGUUAUGACGUCUCUCGAAUCUAGAGAGGACAAUAUCCAACGGCGAGAAGCGCAUCACGAACAGUGGCUUGAUGUGCUUAAGAACUUCAAAUACGUAUCUGAAGAACACCGCCGCAGAGAGCUCGCUAAGAUUGGUGCAGCUGCUCCCCCAGAUGAGCGCAGGUAUGCGCUUUCUGAUCCCGAAAUCAAGAGUCUUCUCGUUGAACGAGAGCUUGCGGGAUACCUCGAGGUCGGUCGGAUGCUUGACCUUCGACGUGCCUACCGAGAAAAUUUGGAAGGGGUUGAUAAGACUCAAACUGAAUACCUCGAGGAUUUCGGCCACCCAAAUAAUCCUCACCAGGUCGGCAUCAAAGUCGGUGAGAUUUUGGGGUUUCGCUGUCUGUGUUCCGCAGUCGGGAAGCCAGAGUGGGAUCACAGCCUUGACACUCAUCAAUGGAAGUGGCAAGAAUUAUGGACACAGUUUCCGGAAACAGUGCCAGAUUCCUUUUUCGCUGGUGUCGAGAAAGGCAUGGAUCGGGCCAAGAAGAGGCUCGACAUACUGAAGGUUCGACACACUGAUGUCAAGGGAGCAGCCAUACGCUUCCUUAAGGACCGUUGCCCCUAAGUAGGGUGCAACGGGUGGAGACAUAG
This is a messenger RNA of Boeremia exigua, 1289 nucleotides long. RefSeq lists its product as uncharacterized. The transcript is spliced from 2 exons. Lineage: Eukaryota; Fungi; Ascomycota; Dothideomycetes; Pleosporales; Didymellaceae. The record is from RefSeq and is a predicted model, not a curated record. Bases 1 to 1263 code for a protein of 420 amino acids.